Molecule: messenger RNA, 946 nt
Organism: Hypoxylon trugodes
Lineage: Eukaryota; Fungi; Ascomycota; Sordariomycetes; Xylariales; Hypoxylaceae
Exons: 1
Coding region: 97-486 (129 amino acids)
Source: RefSeq, a predicted model, not a curated record
AGGGAUUGCAGAUAUUAUUAAAAUCUGCAGUCUCUGCCAAUCUUACGGCGUUUCUAUUGGCCGACGCUUCCCUCUAGUAAGGGAUUAUAAAGGACCAUGACGGACUACAUUUCAUUGUAUUUCGACUUAGACGAAGCGUCGCAAGCGCCAGAUCCCAACUCCGAGGAGUCCACAUGGUGGUGUGAUGGCGAGCUUAUCGUAGAUAUUCCCGGGUUUACUCCUAUCACAACUCCCAAGGAAGAUCCCAUGACACAAGAAAUAGAUCUAACAGAUUUAGAAGAAAACUUUGCAGGGGGAUUUGGGCCCUACGUCUUCCCUUGGAGCGCGGGCGCAAUGCUAGAGUCAGCAGAGACAAUAGAACUAGAAGAGCAACAAAGAAAUCAGGAGGCUGACUACGAAAUAAUGGUGCAGUUGAACGCUACUUUCUUGGAGAUAAAUUCGAUUAACUGGAAGAAAAAGGCCAAAGAGUUAUUCGAUUUCAUGUAACGAGCCAAUGAACAAGCUUAAUAAAGACUUAUAGAUUAGGUAGGUGAUAAUAGUUGCUUUAAUGAUAUGAUACUAGACUUUAUCUUUGAGAUUUCAUGACUUAUCGGAUCAAAAACUCCUAGGGCUAUCUGCCGCGAUACUGGUGACCUGAAUUAGAUGUGAGAAUUUGAACUUGCGUUACGCGAAUAUAGUCAUAUUAUCAGCUGUCGCGGGGCUCUCGCGAGCACAUGAUCCCUCGAUAUUUAUUGCCACUGGUAUUUAUCGGCUGUAACACUUUGAUGAGGCUCUAGAGGAACAAUAGUAAGCUAGUGGGGUCAUUUAGCUUAAUUCUUACGCUCUAACAAGUAUGAAAAUGAUGAAAAUGACCAAAUUGUGAGAUAGAAAUGGUAUACCUGCUGAUGCAGCCUGCUUUGUUUCCUAUCGCCAAGCCUAAGUUAGGGUAGGAUGAGGAUUCUCGCCA